UCUAGGAUGCCUCAUAAAGGCCCAUGGUGUACUUUCUGUCUGCUCCACAUAGCUCCCCAUUUGUGGUUUCUGUUAAUAUGCAUACAGCUAAAUGGAUGGCCAAAAUCAAAGCUAUCUACUGUGACACCCAAUGAGAAAUGCUUUUGUCUACAGGAAAACAUAGAUCCUGAUGCCGGACAUGAGCACAGGACGGGCCGAAGGAGAAAGUGGAAGGAAGGCGGCUUCUCUCUCAGCCUCAUCCUCCUGGACCUGUAUGCUAGAGUCAUGAGGUGCUUUAUAGCACUCUACGUGAGGAGGGAAAGAUGGUGCCCAACAUAUGGAGGCCACGCUAGGUCUCGUGUGAAACCCAUGAGGAGAGUCUUUCUCUCUUGCUGGCUUUGAAGGAGCAAGUUGCCUUGUGAAGAAGGCCAUAUAGCAUAGGAGCUGAAGGCAGCCUCCAACAGGUAGCAAGAAAAUGAGGUCCUCAGUCUAACAACCUGCAAGAAACUCAAUGCCCUAAAAGCCAUGUGAGCUUGGGAGCAGAUCUUACUCCAGCCAAAUCUCUGAAGCCCACAGGCAGGAAAUGAAGAUCAGAAAAAGGCUAUUGUCUCAUGAAUAUGAGCCAGACUCCACAGAAGCUGGAGUCCUUCAUCAUGGAAUUAAACACAUACACCUGGCUUACGAGUCAGAAAAACUGAAAGAGAAUUUAGGGAAGCAGAGCAAUUGCAAGCCCAGAUCCUGCUUCAAGCAAGUCAGCAGAUUGGCAACAGUGUGUGUCAGCUUCAAAAUGCCUUAUGCAGGUACCAAAACAAGACAUGAUAUACACUUACGUAGUCAAAUACUUUAAAACUGUUAACAAACUUGGUGCAAUUGUCUCAUUUGUCUUUUAACCUUAAUAUCACAGGUCAAGUUUAUAAUCUCAGAAGUUUACUCUGGAUGAACUCACAAAAGUUCAACCAGAGCGAACUUUUACAUUGUGCUUAUUUCUUCAUCAGUUAAUGGAAACUUGGGUUGUUUCCUCGUUUUGACCGUAAUGAAUAAGUUGCUGUAAACAUUCAUGUAAAGUUUUAUGUGGACAUUCUUUUCUUUCUCUUGGGUAGAGUCCUAUGAGUGGAAUCACUAGAGUGUAUCGUAAAGGUACGUUUAACUUUUAAAGAAACUGUCAAACUGUUUUCUAACAUGAACAGGCCAUUUUACAUUCUUAUCAGCAACAUAUUAGGGUUUCAGUUUU
Molecule: messenger RNA, 1210 nt
Organism: Saimiri boliviensis boliviensis (Bolivian squirrel monkey)
Lineage: Eukaryota; Metazoa; Chordata; Mammalia; Primates; Cebidae
Source: RefSeq, a predicted model, not a curated record